AUGCCUUCCCACGGUCAGUACACUGUUCAGAAGGUUACAUACCCAUCCCAUGGGGAAACAAUUGCUGGGGUCCUCUUCUAUCCCAAAAAUGCCACGAACCCGCCCGGCAUCGUCGUAACCGGCCCCUACUCCUUCGUAAAAGAGCAAGCACCGCUGCAAUACGCAACCCGUCUGGCAGACGAAGGCUACGCAGCCUUGAUCUUCGACCCUCGCACCGUCGGCGAGAGUACCGGCGAGCCCCGACGACAAGAAAAUCCGAAAAUGAAAAACGAAGAUAUGGUCGCCGGAUUGGACUACCUGGCAUCGCGCGGCGAUAUCGAUACAUCCCGGCUCUUCCUGGUCGGGAUCUGCCAGGGUGGGCCCGAGUCACUGGAUGUGGCAUCUUACGAUAACCGUGUUGUGGGUGUGGCCUCCGUCACGGGGUACUUUCGUGACCGAGAAACAGACAUUUACAUGAUCUGUGCUGGGUGCGUUGCGUGGAAGCCAGGGGCGGACAUCGGCUCUAUGAAAAUGCCCACCCUGAGCAGGGAGAGGCGCUAUACAAAGCACGACUUGAGCGAGCUCACAAAGCCCACGGGCGAAGUGGUGUACCAGCCGCUGGUCGAUCCGACGCCUGCUGAUCCGGAGACAGGGUCCCUGGCUGGCUUGCCUGGGCCAGUCAUUUGGUCCUGGUAUGGGCCGUGGACCCUGAAGAACUUUGAAAACCGGUACACAGUGAUGAGCGACGUGGAUCACUUCGAUUAUACCACCGUGCCGGGGGUGGCAAAACUAAACAAGCCGGCGCUGAUCAUCCAUGGGGAUAAUUGUAUGAAUCCGGCCUCUGCGAAGCGCCACUUUGAAUCGAUUCCCACGGGCCAGAAGAAGUUGAUCUGGAACAACGAGGUUUCGCAUUUUCAGCACUACGAUCAGCCGGAUGCGGUUGAUCGGAACGUGGGAGAUAUUGCGGCCUGGUUUGCUGAGGUCAAAUAA
Messenger RNA from Penicillium chermesinum, 969 nucleotides. Its product is annotated as alpha/beta hydrolase. The coding region runs from base 1 to 969 and encodes 322 amino acids. Gene Ontology annotation, molecular function: hydrolase activity. The transcript is spliced from 2 exons. The record is from RefSeq and is a predicted model, not a curated record. NCBI's taxonomy places the organism in Eukaryota, Fungi, Ascomycota, Eurotiomycetes, Eurotiales, Aspergillaceae.